Messenger RNA from Nelumbo nucifera (sacred lotus), 1428 nucleotides. Lineage: Eukaryota; Viridiplantae; Streptophyta; Magnoliopsida; Proteales; Nelumbonaceae. The record is from RefSeq and is a predicted model, not a curated record.
AUGUGUAAAGACAUCUUAAAUAAAAGAAAAAAACUUAAAACAUCUCUGUACCAUAAUUCUGUAAAGACAACUUUAUCAGCUAUAAAUGUCGCCGAGAAAGAUGGAUUCGGCAUCGUUGAUUCCUUGGCAAAUUCGUAUCUUACUCUUCUAUCCACGAUUACUCGAUCCAUGUCAACCCCAAUCAUACUCCGUCAAAUCUCUAGGUGUAUCAUCAAACCGCAAUGCCUUCCAGAAGAAUCAAAGCAGAUUUAUCACUUAAACCCUUGGGAUAUCUCAAUGCUCUCCUCUCACUACGUGCAAGCUGGUCUUCUUUUCCCCAAACCUCCUGUUUCUAUCAACCAAGAAGACAACCACGAUGGCAUCUCCGCUAUUCUUGACCAGCUUAAGGAAUCACUUUCUCGCACCCUUGUUCACUUCAUUCCCCUUACCGGCCGUUUCAUCACACAGAAAAGCAACAACCCACAUUCUUACUCAAUUUCUGUAGACUGCAGAGACGCUCCAGGGGUGGUUGAAUUCAUCCACGCUGUAGCAGACCUGAAGAUAGCUGAUGUCCUCUCUCCAAUGGACGGGCCCCCUAUCGUCCAUUCCUUUUUUCCCCUCAACGGAGUUGUCAACAAUGAUGGCCACACCAUGCCUUUACUAGCUGUUCAAGUCACAGAGUUACUAGAUGGGAUUUUCAUGGGUUGUUCCUUUAACCACGCCAUUGGUGAUGGUGCUUCCUUCUGGCAUUUCGUUAAUACUUGGUCUGAACUCUGUAGAGAAGAAGUAAAAGAUAAGCGUAUCUCAUUCCCACCAAUACUUGAGCCACAAACCAUGGCAAGACUCAAAGCAAAGGCCAAUGCAGAGUGCAACACUACCAGCAUCUCCUCAUUGCAGGUAUUGCCUGCAUUGCUCUGGAGGGCUACGACAGAAGCGCGUCAGUUAAAUGUUAAUCAGACAACGAAUUGCACAUUUGUAAUCGAUAACAGGCCAAGAUUGAAUCCACCAUUAUCUCCAAACUACUUUGGAAAUGCAGUUCAGGUAGUGAGAGGGACAACAACAGUGGGAGAACUACUAAGCCAUGGUCUUGGGUGGACAGCAUUGAUAUUGCAUCAAGCUGUGGCCAGCCACACAGACAGCGUGGUGCGCGAGCAGAUGGAAGCAAAUAUGGUAUCCCCCUUCAUUUUCUAUCUGAGUGAGUUAUUCGAUCCAUUUGGUGUGACGAUUGCCAGCUCGCCAAGAUUUGACAUGUAUGGGAAUGAUUUUGGGUGGGGAGAACCAAUAGCUGUGCGCUGUGGGCCUGCUAACAAGUUUGAUGGGAUGGUGUUUGCACACCCUGGGAAAGAGGGGGGUGGGAGCGUGGAUUUGGAGGUGUGCCUUCCGCCUGAGGAAAUGGGUGCCCUUGAGUCCAUUGAAGAGUUUAUGGAGGCAGUCUCUCCAUUGCCUUGA